This is a messenger RNA of Pantherophis guttatus, 1586 nucleotides long. The record is from RefSeq and is a predicted model, not a curated record. NCBI's taxonomy places the organism in Eukaryota, Metazoa, Chordata, Lepidosauria, Squamata, Colubridae.
UUUGAAAAGAAGACUCCUUAAUGCCAACAAUUUCUAGAUAUCGUAGAUAUUAAGCCUGCCAACAUGGAAGAGCUGACGGAGGUAAUAACAGCAGCCGAAUUCCACCCAAACAGCUGCAAUACUUUUGUGUACAGCAGUAGCAAGGGAACUAUUCGCCUGUGUGACAUGCGUGCCUCGGCGCUCUGUGACAGGCAUUCGAAAUUAUUUGAGGAGCCAGAAGAUCCAAGCAGCCGAUCCUUUUUUUCAGAAAUCAUCUCCUCCAUCUCUGAUGUCAAAUUUAGCCAUAGUGGUCGAUAUAUGAUGACUAGAGAUUAUCUGUCUGUGAAGAUUUGGGAUUUAAAUAUGGAAAACCGACCUGUGGAAACGUACCAGGUACAUGAAUACCUCAGAAGUAAACUUUGUUCGCUCUAUGAAAAUGACUGCAUUUUUGACAAAUUUGAGUGCUGCUGGAAUGGGUCGGAUAGCGUCGUCAUGACUGGCUCCUACAACAACUUCUUCCGAAUGUUCGAUAGAAACACCAAGCGUGAUGUCACAUUAGAAGCUUCUCGGGAAAACAAUAAGCCUCGUACGGUUUUGAAACCCCGUAAAGUCUGUGCGAGUGGCAAACGGAAGAAGGACGAGAUAAGUGUUGAUAGCUUAGACUUCAACAAGAAGAUCCUCCACACAGCCUGGCAUCCCAAGGAAAACAUAAUUGCUGUAGCCACUACAAACAACUUGUAUAUAUUUCAAGACAAAGGGAUUUAGGGUAGUGGUCCGAUCAGAGGAGUUCACUUCCUGUCUAGUUCAGAUAGGUGAACUUAGCAUUUGUAAACAAUAUAGGGGAAGAAAUGGAGCCAGAGAGAGAGAAGUUCGUUGCGGUGCACCUUCCCCAGUGUUUAAACAAUGUGCCAUAGUGACAACUCAUUUUUUCUAGAUAGCUACAUGGAUGGUCUCUCUCUAUCUAUCUCUCUCCCUCUCUGUCUUUCUGUCUCUCUCUCUCUGUUUCUCUCUUUCUCUCUCCCUCUCUCUUUUUCUGUCUUUGCUGGGCAGUUCUCCACUAGCCAUUUAGGUGGGGGGUAGGGCACUUUUUAACAUAAAAUGACUACUUGCACCAUCUCACCAAAUGGACUAGAGAUUGGAUCAUUGUCAACAUUGGGUUCCUCCAAUUUUUUAUGCCUUCCAUUGUGAUGACGUCGGCCACAGAGCAAAGCCUUCAAGUAAUGCUGUGGGAUUUCAUUGUGUAACCUCAUUACUGUAUUAUUUGUGCCCCCCCUUUUUUUUAAUUAAAUAACAGCUUGUUCUUGCUGUGGCUUGUAGCAUUCCUCUUAUGUCUCCUGGACUCCUUCUCCCUUUUACAAUCCCUUUCUCCAGCCCUGUGGUGGUGGUGGUGGUGGUAUCUAGAGAAGAAGAAGAAGGGAAAAAAAAAUGAAAAGCACAUGAAAUGGAUCGGUGGUCAAGGGGAAGGAAAAAAGGGUCUCUUGCAAAGAGUAAAAUGUUUUAAUGAAAUGUUGACUGCAAUCACUCCUUGACAUGUCUGGCGCUGAAAAUGAAAAAGGAAAAAAAAACGUAAGGGGGAAAAAUAUACUGAAUAAAAAUGUCGAAUAAUG